AACAACAAUGAGGACCCUAGUAGUAGUCGGGCUUCUAGCCCUGGUAGCUGCAGUGUCAGCCAGGGACAUUCAGAAGAGGUCUGCUGAUUUGGAAGCUGCGGCGUCCGGCCACGGCUGGGACAAGGGCGGUGGCCACGAGCACCAUGAGCACCAUCAUCACGACCAUGGCGAGAAGGGACACAAAGGCCAUCACGGCCACCACGAAGACCACCACGGCAAGAAGGGCCAUCACCACCAUGAGGGCCACAAAGGCCACCAUGGCGAGCACGGCGGACAUAAGAAGCAUCAUCACCACGACGAGGGCUACCAUCAUCACCACGGACAUGGCGAGAAGGGCGAGCACGGGCACGGGCACGACGAGCACGGCCACUGGCACAAGGGCCAUGACACGAAGGGACACCACGGCGUCGAAAAGCACGACGAGUUCAAGAAGGACAAGCACUUCCAUCACCACCACGGGGAGAAGGGACACCAUGAGCACUACGGCGGUCACCACGACGAGGGUGGCUACAAGAAGGGCGGUCACUUCCACAAGGGCCACAAACACGGCGGACACCAUGAACACCACCAUGGCAAGAAAGGUCAUCAUGAGAAGGGAGGACAUCACCACCACCACAAGGGCCACCAUGGCGAAGAUGGCCACCACGACCACUGGCAUCAUCACCACGACCACGACAAGAAGGGAGGACAUGAGGACCACAAGCACUGGGGUCACAAAUCUGGACACUAAGCUAUUAGUGC
Colias croceus (clouded yellow) is the source of this 741-nucleotide messenger RNA. RefSeq names its product histidine-rich glycoprotein-like. Lineage: Eukaryota; Metazoa; Arthropoda; Insecta; Lepidoptera; Pieridae. The transcript has a single exon. Bases 8 to 730 code for a protein of 240 amino acids. The record is from RefSeq and is a predicted model, not a curated record.